This is a messenger RNA of Alligator sinensis (Chinese alligator), 1591 nucleotides long. RefSeq names its product keratin, type I cytoskeletal 23. The coding region runs from base 35 to 1591 and encodes 518 amino acids. Gene Ontology annotation, molecular function: structural molecule activity. The transcript has 10 exons. NCBI's taxonomy places the organism in Eukaryota, Metazoa, Chordata, Crocodylia, Alligatoridae. The record is from RefSeq and is a predicted model, not a curated record.
CAAACGUUGCAUUAGAUCCCUAACAGAUGUCAACAUGAGCUCCAGUCAAGGUCCCUUCCAGUUCUCUUCUGGAUCCCUCAGGAGUACUGCAAGGUACAACUUGGCCCAUAUAGAAAGUUUCUAUAGACCUUCAAGUACAGGUGCUGGGGUCAGCAGCAUGCAUGCCUCCCUCUUCUCUACCCGACCCCCUGGAGUGGGGGCAUCUUGGGGAAGUACUGGUGCGAGCCAUGGAGAUAGCAUUUUCCUGGGUGGGAAUGAAAAGCAGAUGAUGCAGAACCUGAAUGACCGUUUGGCUGCCUAUCUGGACAAAGUACGUUCUCUGGAAGCAGCCAAUGCUCAGCUUGAAAGCUGCAUCGUGGAAUGGCACAAGAAAAGAUCUCAUGGAAAGAGGUAUGACUUCAAUCAGUUUGAGCAAAGCAUCGCUGACAUGCAAGGACAGAUUCAGGAUGGCAAAAUCAGCAAUGCCAGUGUUCUUCUGCAGAUUGAUAAUGCUAAACUAGCAUCUGAAGAAUUCAGACUCAAGUAUGAAGCAGAAAAAUACCAAAGGGAAGGAGUGCAAUUUGACGUUGAAAACUUGCGUAAGGAACUUGACAACCUGACCAUUGUUACAACAGAUCUGGAAAUGGAAAUUGAAGGUUUGAGGGAAGAGCACAUACUCAGGAAGAAAGACCACGAGGCGGAUAUGCACGAACAACGUUCAACCAAGGAUGUCAAUGUCAAUGUGAAGGUGAAAGCAACACCACCAGAAGAUUUGACCAAGAUUCUAGCAGGGAUAAGAGAGGAUUAUGAAGCCAUUAUUGAAAAGAACCGCCGAGGCCUUGAUGUCUGGUACAAACAGCAGACUUCAGCAGCAUCCCUGGCAGUGACCAACAGCCCAGAACAACUACAGAACAAUGACAAAGAGAUCAAGAACCUGAAGCGCAAUUUCCAGGCCCUGGAGAUUGAGCUGCAGGCACAGUUAAGCAAGAAACAUGCCCUGGAAAAUACCUUGUCUGAGACCCGAGCUCACUAUGCCUCUAGGCUGCAGAAUAUACAAGAGUUCAUCUCCAAAUGUGAGGAAGAACUGAGUGAGCUCCGUCAUGAUGUCAGGUGCCAAAGCAACAAGUACAAGGUUCUUCUUGGGAUCAAAACCCGCCUGGAGAGAGAGAUUUCCACUUACCAGCUGCUGUUGGAGGGAAGGACUGAUGAGAUAACAAGGAACUUUGAAUCAAGUGCUAAAGAACACACUGCAUCAACUGACCACAGGCUGAAGACAAUUGUGCAAGACAGUGUGGAUGGACAGGUGGUGUCAACCACCAUACAUGAGAUCCACCAUUGGCAGGACCUUUGGAAGAUCGUGGCAAAAUUUGGUUGCCUGCAGAAAUUCAUCACUGUGGUUUGGCAAUUCUAUGAUGGUGUGCUUGCUCAUGUUGUGGAUGACAAGGCCUUUCAUGAAUGUGACACUGGGAUUGACAUCAGUUACCAGACUGAGGGCAAACUCUUCAAUUUGAGGAGACUACAGGUGAAGACAAAGUUACAGGAAGUGACUGUUUGUGAUCUUCUGUUUGAUGAUGACUGUUCCUUGAAUGCCAGAUCUGAGUCUGACAUGUAA